Molecule: messenger RNA, 1477 nt
Organism: Solanum dulcamara
Lineage: Eukaryota; Viridiplantae; Streptophyta; Magnoliopsida; Solanales; Solanaceae
Exons: 3
Coding region: 204-1166 (320 amino acids)
Source: RefSeq, a predicted model, not a curated record
AUGUUUAUUAGGCCUAUUAUUAUUAUCCACUUUUGUCCCGUCGGUGAGUAAUAAAACAUAAACAGUUUUGGUUGCGUCAAUUAAACUAUGUACUUGCAUUUUGCAUAUUAAAUUCUAGACACCAAUUUCACUGUCUACCCUAUACCAAUUCUUCUUCUUUUUCUUCUUUCAUCAAUUCUUGGCUCAAGCAAAAUAAAAAAAAAAUGCACACAAAAACUGAUUCAGAAGAUACGAGCUUGGCUCCUUCAUCGCCGGAUAAUAGUCGCCGGCCGGUGUAUUACGUUCAGAGUCCGUCACGUGAUUCUCACGAUGGCGAGAAGACAACGACGUCGUUUCACUCUACUCCUGUGAUCAGUCCAAUGGGUUCUCCUCCUCACUCUCACUCCUCCGUCGGCCGUCACUCCCGUGAUUCCUCCUCCACUCGAUUCUCUGGCUCCCUCAAGCCUGGAUCCCGGAAGAUUUUACCCAACGACGCCGCCGCAGCCGGCAGUCGCCACCAUCGCAAAGGGCAGAAGCCCUGGAAGGAAUGUGAUGUUAUUGAAGAAGAAGGGCUUCUUGAAGAUGAUAGAUCGAGUAAAUCUCUACCCCGCCGGUGCUAUGUCCUUGCUUUUGUUGUUGGUUUCUUCAUCCUUUUCUCCUUCUUUGCUCUCAUUCUAUGGGGUGCUAGUAGACCUCAGAAACCCAAAAUUACCAUGAGGAGUAUUAAAUUUGAUCGAUUUGGGAUUCAAGCUGGUUCUGAUGCUACAGGAGUAGCAACUGAUAUGAUCUCCAUGAAUGCUACUGUGAAAUUCCUUUACCGUAACACUGCAUCUUUUUUUGGUGUACAUGUCACAUCAUCCCCUCUUGAUCUCUCAUUUUCAGAACUCACAAUUGGAUCCGGAGCAAUGAAGAAAUUCUACCAAUCAAGAAAGAGCCAAAGAGUUGUAUCUGUAUCAGUGAUAGGAAACAAGAUCCCAUUAUAUGGAGGUGGAGCAAGUUUGAGCACCCCAGCAGGGGCAACUCCAUUGCCAGUGCCACUGAAAUUGAACUUCAAGCUUAGAUCAAGAGCUUAUGUUUUAGGCAAAGUGGUGAAGCCCAAGUUCUACAAGACAAUUGAUUGUUUACUUACUCUUCAUCCCCAGAAGAUGAACGUUGCAAUUCCACUAAAGAAUUGUACCUACAGUUGAUGAUUAUUGAGCUAUCUGAGUUGGUAAAGUUUUGAUCUUUUUUUCUCAAUCUUGAUUGUCAACAAAGUGAAUUGAUAGCUAUUGGGGCAGUUUGUGGUCUCUAUCUUUUGCCUCACUACUUACCAACUCUCUCUGGAGUGGAAUGUGGACAGGCUGUUACACUGGAAAAUGGACAGCACAAGGAUGUGACAAAUAUUCAUUUCUCGUGUUAAUUUACCUUGUUAUUAUAAUCUGUAAUAAUCUAUACGAUAUAGAUUGAUUUGUUUAUUUAUUUGGAAGUUGAAUAGUACUACUUAUUUUCAAUAUUAGUA